GAUUGUUCUGCUGGCGUUAUAACAACUUUUGAAAAGUGUGAAAUUUGUACCUUUUUGAAAUAUUUUUAAAUUUCUUGUUCAAAAUGCGAUUCACCAUUUUGGUGUUUCUGGGCAUUAUAACUUCCGUUUUCUCAUUUGAAUUCAAAGAUGCCAAUUCAACAGGGGUACACUUUGAUAACAAAACUACUAAUGCACAACCAGUAACAGUAGAUGAGGACAACAAUGGUAGCCGUGUGAUUGCUGUUCUAGUAACCGAUGUUAAAAACUCACUUCAAAUAAACGAUUAUGAUCAGGAGAAAAAACUAGAGGCCAAAGUUGAGCCUGGAAACAAUACUAGUGAAUACAAAAUUACGAUAAAAAGGCUUGAUUAUGAAAAAAUACAGCCUAACCCUUUUAUUUUGGAUAUCACAGAUGGUUCCGAUCCGACUACUCGCCAAACCUUGAGCGUUGGUUUCAAAAAUUUGGACGACGAAAGCCCGAAUUUAAUAACUUCUAAUUGCGACAUGGAUGAAAUGACAGAAUACACAGUUGAUAAUUCAAUGUGUGUUUUCCAAGUUAGUGAUCCUGAUGGAUUUUUAGGCAAAAUGAAUUUUAAAAAUAUCGUAGGCUCAAGAGGUGAGAAAGACUUAUUUGAAUUCAAAUAUAAAAAAAAUCCUUUUGAAACUGCCACGAAAAGCGACGUUUAUUUAAUUUUGAAAGAAGGAGUGACUUUAGACUUCAACAGUGCAUUUGUGUAUUCAUUUCAUUUGGAAGCAAAGGACGCUGCUGGUCACGAAACCACUCCUCUAAAAAGUGUCCCCAUUCUAGUCCAAGUCAAUGAUAUUCCCAAUAAACCACCAGUUUGGGAAAAAAUUGAAUCUGUCCUAACAAUACCAGAAAAACAAUCUUAUACAACACAAGUUUCAGCACAAGAUGGUGACUAUGGAAUAAAUAAUAACAUAAGUUAUAGUAUUGAUGAUCCAAGUGGUUACGCUAAAAUUGAUCCUAAAGAUGGGACUAUUACCAUUGAUCCAAUUGAUAGAGAUGCAGGAAACGACGAGAUCACCAUUAAUGUAACAGCUACAGAAGUCGAAGAUUCAAACUCAACAACAACUGCCCAGAUUUUCUUGAUUAUUGAAGAUAUUGAUGACAACAUCCCAAAAAUUUAUAUUAACGAUUCAGCCGAGAUAAAAGAAUUAAAAUUAACCAUAGAUGAAGGUUCAACGAAAAUAGAUACAAACAUAUCAGUAUCUGAUAUAGACUUUGGAGAGAAUGCUAUGUACACUAUAGAUUUGACUUCAAAAAAUGCAGAUUUUUUAACCGCAUUUGCUGUAAUUCCUGAACGAGGAUAUGAAAACACAACACUUACUCUAAAUAUUCUAGACUCAAAUAAAUUAGAUUUUGAGCAACCCGAUUGGCAAAUAAUCACGAUGGAGUUACACACUAAAGGAACCAAAAACACGUCAAUGGCAGAUAUGGUUCCAAUUACAAUAGUUCUGAAUGAUAUCAAUGAUGAAACCCCCCAAUUUGGGGAUGUUGGUGUUGUCACAGUCCGGGAAGACGUACCAACUGGUACUGUGAUAGUUUCAAUACAAGCAACAGAUGCUGAUGCUGAAGACAUAGCAGCUGGUUUAAAACACGAAUUGUUGGGAGCUUUGGUAAAUAACACUUUCACAAUUGAAGCCCUAGGUGGCAAUAUCACCACUAAAGUAGACGAUGCUUUUGACUUUGAGACCCAAAACAAAGUUUACAUCCAUAUUAGAGCCACAGAUUUAGCAAAUCAUACAGCUACUACUCAAUUGACUAUCCUAGUAGAAGACGUAAAUGACGAAAACCCAAAACUGGUUAUUUCAUCAUCAGUGGAAAUUGACGAAAAUCAGGCACAUGGUACCGAAUUAAAGACUAAUAUCGCAGCAUUUGAUGAAGACACGAAUGCAGACUUAAUGUUUUCAAUUGAUUGGAGCCAGUCUUACGCAACUAAGAACUCUCUAAAAAUAAGUAAUGAGGAUUUUGCAAAUUAUCACUGCAUUAACAUCGAAACUGUUGCUGAGGCAACAAACCAUGUGGUUUCCGCCAAAUUAACUAUCAGCGAAACUCAGAAAGACAACACUCCAGAUUAUGAGUUAUUUGAUACUUUAUAUAUUUACUUGAAAAUUACUGAUAAAAACACCGAGAAGAAUGAAGGUUUUGAUUUUGCAUUAAUUCCUAUAACAAUCGUAGACAAAAACGAUAAUAGUCCGGAAUUUUCAAGCAAUGCUGAUGAUAGGAGACAAGUCACUGAAAACACAGCAAAUGGAACUGCUAUUGGUAAUAUAACAGCCACUGAUAAAGAUGUUGGAGACAAGAUCACAUAUUCCAUAAAACCUGUAAACGAUAAAACACCCAACUGGUUUGCAGUUGAUAAUAUCACUGGUAAUCUCUUUGUCUGUUUGGAAGAUAACGAUGUUAUUGAUUCGGACAAACCGGAAGGCAUUUUCACGUAUAAUGUUACUUAUAUUGUCACAGCAAGUGAUGGUGUCCAUAAUACGUCUAUUAAUAUAACUAUCGAUAUAAACGACCAAAAUGACUUGGCACCUCAAUUGGGCAAUCAGGACAUAGAAAUUCCAGAAGAUAAUGGGCUUGAUAAUAACAGCCAACAAAAUGGAACGUUGGUCCUUGAGUUGUCACCAAAAGAUGGUGACAGAGACGAACCAUUCCACACCGUGAAAUGCUCAUUUUCAUCCACCACAAGUUCUAAUGUAACAAACAGGUUUCAAAUUGAUGACUUGAAUAGAAUUACAGUUAACUUAUCAGCAGAAGCUAGCUUAGAUAGAGAGACAACUCCCGAGUUUACGUUUGAUCUUAUGUGCAUUGAUAAUCCUACCGGACAAGGAAAUAUCUCAAACCCCGUAGAUCCACCACCAAAAAUAACAAUAAAAUUAACAGACCUCAAUGAUAAUUAUCCGACUGUAGUUAAUACUACUUUACCAAAAUUGUCAGAAAACACUAAAACAGGUCCACUUGACACACAACUUCACGGUGAAGAUAAGGAUGAAGGUGAUAACGGAAAAAUGAAUUUUGUGAUCGCAGCAAUUGAACGCUGUCAGGAUGAAACUCUAAAAAAUUGCCGCAACGCUUCUUUAACACUUUUUGACAUAGAAACUGCUGACACUCAGACGGAAGCUACCCUUAUUUUAAAAAAAGAUUUAAGAGACAAUUAUGGUUAUCUAAAAUUUACAAUUAACACUACAGACUUAGGAGAACCUGCCUUGUCUGGUGUGUCAACCGUUUCAGUAGAAGUGGUCAAAUUCAAUUUUGAGGAACCGAAAUUUACAUUUCCCGUGGAUGGAGCUACGUAUUAUUUAGAAAUGACCCAAAACAAAGACGCACCACUGAUAAUGUGGGACGCCAAAAUUUUUGACAAUAUUGCCGCCACUGAUCAACAAAACAACAAAUACGCGAUUUUAUUCAAAAUUGUUGAGGAUAACAGUGGUGAAAAUCUCUUCAAAGUCGCUAAUUCUAACGGCUCUCAAGCACAACUCCAAAUGAGCACAAGUAGUUUCAAGGCUGAAACUUACACGAUAACUGUUAUGGCUUAUUUAGACGCCGAUGAAAGUCAGAUGGUUCCAGGGGAAAAACCAUAUUCGAAAAAUUGUACUUUCCAUAUUGGUUUCUUUGAUAAAGAUAAUACAGAUCCUGUUUUUGCCCAUCAUGAUGGUAGUACUGAAUUUCUAGAAAAUUCAAUUACAGAAAACUACAAAGUCGAAAAUGCGUCAUACCCAGAUGUGAAUAUUUCUAACUUAGAUAUUUUCUAUUUGUUGCGCGAGGGUAAUAAUAGCAUCUUUGAUGUAGACAUAAAGACAGGAAAUGUAACACUUAAAACACCACUUGAUUACGAAGAAGUGAAAAGUUACACUUUGGUCAUACAAUCAUCAAAUAAAGAUACCAUUAAUUCCAAUGCCAACGAAGAAACGAAGUUUAAUCUUACCAUAAAAGUUGUAGAUGUGAAUGAUAACCCACCAGUGUUUGACCAAAAAGAGUAUGUUUCAUUCCUCACUAUAGAUACAGACAUCAACCUUACAAUUUCGGCCACCGAUAUUGAUACAACCAGUCAAGGAAAACUAACAUACGUAAUAGAUUCAAUAGAAUCAUACUCGCCAGGUGUAUCAAAUAGCACAGCUAAAGAUCAUUUCAAAAUCGAUGAAAAAACCGGUGUCAUUAAGCAAAAUUUCGAAGUCAGUGACACCAUGAGUGGAUAUUUUAGAUUGCUCCUCAGUGUUCAUGACGAAGAAUCAACUCAUCUAGACAACGCUACUGCUCAAAUCUACUUGGUAACUUCCAAAUACACUGUAAAUUUCAAAUUUCAAAACAAACAACAAGUCUUAGAAAAUGCUACUGGUUCUAUAAAAUCCAUACUGGAAACGCAAUUCAACUACUCGACAACCGUUGAAAGCUCAAAGAAAGUUGACAAAAAUACCGAUCAAACAAUAGUUCCUGUUUUUUUCCACGAUACUAAAUCACACGGACCAAAAGAAGCAACCACAAUAUUAAAACAAGUCACAAAAACGGGCAAAUUACAAUCCCUGAAAGAAGAAUUUUUAAAAGUGGGUUUACUUCUGAUGGGCUUUUCUUUAGAUUAGGAAAGAGAUUUUGAAAGCGUGGCUUAUUAUCACCACUAGUAAUAACAAGCUUAAUUUUUAUACUUUUACAGCUUGUACUCUUCCGAAGUGAGUUGUAAACACGUCACUGCGAGUGACACUAUAAUAAAGUUUUACAAAAAAAAUUGGCUUUGGUAUAAAAAUUUUUAUGUGAAAAUGAAAGUAGGUAUAAUUAAUUAUUUGAGAACCAAUUAAAUUUCGUACCACGUCAUUUUCAUGGCAAGCUAGAUAUUUGAAAAAAUUUAUUACUUUCAUUUCAGUAUGAAUAUGCUACAUAAAUAUGAACAAUAGAAAACAUUUAAGUUUGUAAGUGAAAUUAACCCCUUCAAGAGCGUUUCAACGUUAGUCAACCCAAAAUACGGUAUUUAGUAUACUUAGUUUUCUAACAAGAAUUACAAGGCUACAUUAUUUAUAAAAUUAAUUAAAUAACGGUAUCUUAUUUAAA
This is a messenger RNA of Tribolium madens (black flour beetle), 5061 nucleotides long. RefSeq names its product protocadherin Fat 4-like. Gene Ontology annotation, cellular component: plasma membrane. Gene Ontology annotation, molecular function: calcium ion binding. The coding region runs from base 84 to 4598 and encodes 1504 amino acids. Gene Ontology annotation, biological process: homophilic cell-cell adhesion. The record is from RefSeq and is a predicted model, not a curated record. The transcript is spliced from 28 exons. NCBI's taxonomy places the organism in Eukaryota, Metazoa, Arthropoda, Insecta, Coleoptera, Tenebrionidae.